Molecule: messenger RNA, 3828 nt
Organism: Tachysurus fulvidraco (yellow catfish)
Lineage: Eukaryota; Metazoa; Chordata; Actinopteri; Siluriformes; Bagridae
Gene: loxl2b
Product: lysyl oxidase-like 2b
Exons: 14
Coding region: 176-2476 (766 amino acids)
Biological process (GO): peptidyl-lysine oxidation; sprouting angiogenesis
Cellular component (GO): membrane
Molecular function (GO): protein-lysine 6-oxidase activity; copper ion binding
Source: RefSeq, a predicted model, not a curated record
AUAAGCUUUAAGAGAACUGAAAUCAGGUCCAAAAGGUGGAAAAAACUGCCUUUAAUCUGGCAACCUUCAUAACUCAGGCUGAACCUCAGACAAAAGUUGAGGGAGCAUUGGGAAACAGAUGAGAGCAGACUGAAGCCACAUCGGACACAAAAGGACUUGUUGGACAAACACCACAAUGCUGGCACCAUGGUCUAUCAAGCUUCACCUGCCAGUAUUAGCAUGCAUAUGGAGCUUGUGCCAAGCACAGUACGAGCAUCUGAUUUAUCCCCAAGGUUACCCUGAGGCUGAGCAGGAUCACUACACCCUUCCACAGAUUCCCGCUGAUGUGCCAAGGAUCCAGUUACGCUUAGCCGGAGAGAAACGAAAGCACAACGAGGGACGUGUAGAGGUUUAUUAUGAGGGCCAGUGGGGGACCGUUUGCGAUGACGAUUUCAACCACCAUGCCGCUCAAGUGGUGUGCAGAGAGCUUGGCUACUCUAAGGCCAUGUCCUGGGUGCCUUCAGCCAAAUAUGGGAAAGGAGAAGGCCGCAUCUGGUUUGAUAACGUACACUGCACAGGGAAGGAGAGCACCCUGGCACAGUGUGAGUCCAACGGCAUUGGCGUGUCUGACUGCAAACACUCGGAAGAUGUCGGAGUCGUCUGCAGUGACAAGAGGAUCCCAGGAUUCAGGUUCCUCAAUCCAGUCAACAACAACAUCGAUCAUUUGACCAUCCAAGUGGAGGAUGUACGCAUCAAACCAAUUCUGUCCUCCUACAGGAAGCGAAUCCCUGUAACUGAGGGCUAUGUGGAGGUCAAGGAUGGCGGCAAAUGGAAGCAGAUCUGCAACCAGGAGUGGAGCCCCAUGAACAGCAGGGUAAUCUGUGGCAUGUUCGGCUUCCCUGCGGAGAAGAAUUACAACGAACGUGUCUACAAGAUGUUUGCGCGUAGAAAGAUGCCCUCAUACUGGGAUUACUCGGUGAACUGCACAGGAAACGAAGCCCACCUCUCGAGCUGCAACCUGGGACAUUCGUUGAUGGCCAACAGCACGUGUGAAAAAGGUUUUCCCGUGGUAGUGAGCUGCGUGCCAGGCAGAGCCUUUGCUCCAACCCCCUUACAUGGCUACAGGAAAGCCUUCAGACAUGAGCUGCCGUUAGUUCGCCUAAAAGGAGGCGCGGUGGUCGGUGAAGGUCGGGUGGAGGUGCUGAAAAAUGGAGAGUGGGGCACCAUUUGUGAUGAUCGCUGGAACCUGCUGGCUGCCACCGUGGUGUGUCGAGAGCUCGGCUUUGGAACCGCCAAGGAAGCACUGUCUGGAGGUCAACUGGGUCAAGGAAUGGGCCCGGUCCACAUGAACGAGGUACAGUGCACUGGUUUUGAGAAAUCUGUCACUGAAUGUGUCUUUAACAUGGAAAAAGACAUGGAGGGAUGCAGCCAUGAGGAGGAUGCUGGAGUCCGCUGCAAUGUCCCAGCUAUGGGCUUCCAGCAGCGUCUACGUCUGAGUGGGGGCCGUAACCCGUUCGAGGGCCGCGUCGAAGUGCUGAUUGAGCGAAAUGGCUCUCUGGUAUGGGGCACAGUGUGUGGAGAUGGCUGGAGCACUAUGGAAGCCAUGGUAGUGUGCAGGCAACUCGGCCUCGGCUACGCCAGCCACGCCUUCCAGGAGACGUGGUACUGGCCCGGGUUGGUGAAUGCUGACGGUGUAGUGAUGAGCGGUGUGCGCUGUGCCGGUACUGAGAUGUCUCUGUCUCACUGUCUACAUCAUGGAGAGCACGUGAACUGCCCCAGAGGAGGAGCACGCUAUGCUGCCGGAGUUACCUGCGCUGAGACUGCGCCGGACCUCGUGCUGAACCCUCAGGUGGUGGAGCAGACCACGUACAUAGAGGACCGGCCCAUGUUCAUGCUGCAGUGUGCGUAUGAGGAGAACUGCCUGGCCUCCACAUCCAGCUUGACUCCGGCCAACUCAUACAGACGCCUGCUGCGGUUCUCCUCCCAGAUCCACAACAACGGCCAGUCCGACUUCAAACCCAAAGCCAGCAGAGAAACAUGGGUCUGGCAUGACUGUCACAGACAUUACCACAGCAUGGAGGUCUUCACUUAUUAUGAUCUGCUCAGCUUAAACGGCUCCAAAGUUGCAGAGGGACACAAAGCCAGCUUCUGUCUUGAAGACUCGGAGUGUGAUGAAGGCAUUGAAAAGAAAUACGAAUGUGCCAACUUUGGUGAGCAGGGCAUAACGGUGGGCUGCUGGGACACCUACAGACAUGAUAUCGACUGCCAGUGGGUGGACAUCACUGACGUCAAGCCUGGGGAUUACAUGUUCCAGAUCGUCAUUAACCCCAACUACGAGGUGGCCGAGUCUGAUUACACCAACAACAUUGUAAAAUGCAGGACUCGUUAUGACGGCCACCGCAUAUGGAUGUACAACUGUCAUAUAGGUGGAUCAGUGAGUGGUGAAACAGAGGAGCUGUUUCCUGGCCUUUUGAACAACCAGGUGACCCACAGGUAAAAACCAGACUGUUGGAAAAGAGACAACGGAGACACUGAGAGCUUGGACCACUAUGUUUUUCUCUCUGAACACUCGGUGCUAAAUGCAUAGACCAAAACAUUGCCACUCUGUUGAGAUGGAAAAGAAAAACAAAAAAACAAAAAAAACAAACAAAAAACCUCCACCCCCCACCAAAAAAAAAAAAAAAAAAAAAAAAAAAAAUAUUUGAGGAAGCACACUAAAUACUACUGGGCAUAUAAUGAUAAUUAUGACAUCAUAUUAAUGGUGAACCUUUUAUCAGGGUACACAAUCUUGUCAGCAUAUUCUCUGUCUUUAUGUUUGGCCUCGGCUGCUAUGCUUAUGCUCAGGACAGCUGAGUGCUAAGAACCUUGAUUAUUGGAAAAAGGAUCAUGGGCACUUGUUUGGAAAAAGUUUUACUUAUCCAACUUCAGAGCAGAAAAUAAUUCAAAUUGGCAAAAUGUAAAACAAUUAAUAAAAGCUCUAAUACUAAUACAGACAUCUUGAUAUUUAAUGCUUGUACAUCUUCUAAAUGAAAAGAAAUUCAUUGUAUUAUGCCAAAGCAACUUUAGCUUCUAACUUAUGCUAGUUCUGUGGUGGUGUGCUAGCUUUAGUUAACAUUUGCUAGCAGUUGCUACUGAGGACACAACAUAGUAGUAACAACAGCAUUAACAGCUAGCUAGUUUUGAACUGUUAAAUGCAAUGAUGUAUAAGGAGUAGUAGAUUUACAAAAGAAUUCACUUCAACUACUGUCUGACAAAGGGGUAAGUAAAACUCCCUAGAAAAAAAAAUUGGAUAUAUAGUCUAACAUUUUCCCCUUUACAUUUACCUUUCUUUUGCCAAUAACUAAUAUAUGAUAAUGACCACAAAUGACUCUGUAAUUUUUAGACAUUGAAAUGCCUCAAAAGAUUGAAUAAGAACUUAUUUUUUUUCCCCCAUUCCAUUGAAGGUCUGGUGCUGGUUUUAUUUAAGGGCAAAGCAUUGCAAUUUUAUUCCACUCUUAGCUUCAGUUAGUAACUUAUUUUAAGUCAGGGAUUAGCUAAUAACUGUAUCCAACUCAUUCAUUUUAUUUGGUGCAUAUAUUUUGGUUAUAUAUAUAUUUUUUGUUUGUUUGUUUGUUUUUUUACGGAUCUAGUGGUGCUAUCAAAGAUCUACCCUCUGUUUUUAGAGGUUAUGUGUUGUUGUGAUUUAUAUUAUGCUUACUUGAAUGGAGCGUAUUUCUGUUUUGUUUUGUAUUGUUUUAUUUCUUUCUUUCUUUUAUUUUUUUUUUUAUUUUUAUUUUUUUAUAAGAAAGUCCCAUACUGUGCAUUUGUAUUAUUGUUUAGCGUUAAAUAAAUGUAAGCAUUUAGGAAAAA